Salvelinus namaycush (lake trout) is the source of this 696-nucleotide messenger RNA. RefSeq names its product tyrosine-protein phosphatase non-receptor type 23-like. Lineage: Eukaryota; Metazoa; Chordata; Actinopteri; Salmoniformes; Salmonidae. Bases 1 to 696 code for a protein of 231 amino acids. The transcript has a single exon. The record is from RefSeq and is a predicted model, not a curated record.
AUGACAGUGGACUGGUCCGUCCCCACACCUGGUCUGUCCCCACACCUGGUCCGUCCCCACACCUGGUCAGUCCCCACACCUGGUCCGUCCCUACACCUGGUCCGUCCCCACACCUGGUCCGUCCCCACACCUGGUCCGUCCCCACACCUGGUCCGUCCCUACACCUGGUCAGUCCCCACACCUGGUCCGUCCCCACACCUGGUCCGUCCCCACACCUGGUCCGUCCCCACACCUGGUCCGUCCCCACACCUGGUCCGUCCCCACACCUGGUCCGUCCCCACACCUGGUCAGUCCCCACACCUGGUCCGUCCCCACACCUGGUCAGUCCCCACACCUGGUCCGUCCCCACACCUGGUCAGUCCCCACACCUGGUCCGUCCCCACACCUGGUCCGUCCCCACACCUGGUCCGUCCCCACACCUGGUCCGUCCCUACACCUGGUCAGUCCCCACACCUGGUCCGUCCCCACACCUGGUCCGUCCCCACACCUGGUCCGUCCCCACACCUGGUCCGUCCCCACACCUGGUCCGUCCCCACACCUGGUCCGUCCCCACACCUGGUCCGUCCCCACACCUGGUCUGUCCCCACACCUGGUCCGUCCCCACACCUGGUCCGUCCCCACACCUGGUCCGUCCCCACACCUGGUCCGUCCCCACACCUGGUCAGUCCCCACACCAAUAGAGUGUCUUUGGGUUGA